UUGAACGCUAACACACCUACAGUAGUCUGUGGAGGUCUUGGUGAUAACGUGUGGGAGCUGUAUAUAUUAAUCCAGUUUAGCAAUCGGAACAAGAACAGUCAAAUAUGGCUGACCAACUGACCGAGGAGCAGAUUGCUGAGUUCAAGGAGGCCUUCUCCUUAUUCGACAAGGACGGCGAUGGCACCAUCACGACGAAAGAGCUGGGCACCGUCAUGAGGUCACUGGGUCAGAACCCAACAGAGGCAGAGUUGCAGGACAUGAUCAACGAGGUGGACGCAGAUGGUAACGGAACAAUUGACUUUCCUGAAUUCUUGACCAUGAUGGCCAGGAAAAUGAAAGACACAGACAGUGAAGAGGAGAUUCGUGAGGCCUUCCGGGUGUUUGACAAGGAUGGUAAUGGUUACAUCAGUGCAGCCGAAUUGCGUCACGUCAUGACAAACCUAGGAGAAAAAUUAACAGACGAAGAAGUAGACGAAAUGAUCAGAGAAGCAGAUAUUGACGGAGAUGGCCAAGUCAAUUAUGAAGAAUUUGUACAAAUGAUGACUGCAAAAUGAAGCCCUCCUGGCCUUCCCCUGUCCCUCUUAGAAGAAAAAUCAGUUGAAUCUUUUACUUACCUCUUGCAAAAAUGUUCAUUUAUUCAUACUGUUUCUGUAUAGAAAACAUUGAAUGUUGGGGGAAAAAAAAUCUUCUCUCCGAAAAAAAAAAAAAAAAAAACUGCAUGUAAUGGUUGGUGGUCUUGUCCCCAGAAAUCAGUACAGCAUCAAAUACAAAUUUCUAUACUACCUUAACAAAAACAACGAUUUAAAAAAGCACUUGGUGAACUCUGCAGUUCAAUAUGCUAGGAAUACUGUUUGGGCUGGCCAUUUUUUUCAUGCAUGCAGCUUGAGAGUUGAGCACAGUCCUGAUGUUUUAAAACAUGUGCUAAUUCCACUCAAUGUUGUAUUGUGGGUAUAGUACAAGUUGUAUUUGGUUUACCUGAGAAUGAAAUGCAAACAGAAAAGAAAAGGCUGUAAUGAUAUUGUCAAUAUUCCAGAAGUGGAAUGGGAAUUUUCAGGGUGCGCAAAACAAUAAAGAGAAAUAAUAAAAGAACAAUAUGGAUGGCAUGUCGGUAUUUCAAAAUUGUUAACAUGUUCUGCAGUGCACUGUAGUGAAAAGAGGUGUCCGGCUGUGAACAUUCACUAAAUUUUAUAAAGUAAUCCUCAGCAAGGGAACAUGUUAGAAUUGGACUUUUUUGGUUUUGUUUUGUUUCUGUUCUCAACUAUGACAUGGACGUGUCAAACGAUACUGUAUAUCUACAGUACAUAGGAUUUCAGCACAGCAAUCUACUAGGCUGUUCAUCUAAUUGCAGUUUACAUUCAUUCCAAGUUGUACAUGCUAGUCUUAUUUUUUUUCCAAUAAAAGACCAUUAACUUUAAAAAA
This is a messenger RNA of Polyodon spathula (Mississippi paddlefish), 1419 nucleotides long. RefSeq names its product calmodulin-1. The record is from RefSeq and is a predicted model, not a curated record. The transcript has 6 exons. Gene Ontology annotation, molecular function: calcium ion binding. The coding region runs from base 105 to 554 and encodes 149 amino acids. Lineage: Eukaryota; Metazoa; Chordata; Actinopteri; Acipenseriformes; Polyodontidae.